CAGAAUGUAAAUGCCCGGGCUUUCGGUUCCCCUUUGUGGAACGUGUCAGAGAUGAGAAAGUUUGGAGGGAGCGUGAGAGUCCCCCCCGUACGUGCGACUGCGGCAGCCUGUUGCGCCGAAGCCGCGCCGCUGAGCCCGAUUCACGCCGGCCAGUUUCUGCGCCUUUGUUCUUGCUCCGCGGCAGUGAAUUGAUGUCACACUUUGUUGCCAGGGCAGGAGAACCGGGGCUGAGCGGGAGAAUGGUGGUGCCUAGCAACAGGUGAUGCCCCCCCCCCCCCCCCCGCCCAUCAGUGGCAGGGUUCGGUCCAAGUGGAGGAGUGGCCUGGUCUCCCAUCGCAGAACCGGGAUGAUUCCGCAGGCUGCGGGAUUGGACACCGGGCUCAAAAACUCUUCAUGUAGAGCUUUAUUUGGAAGGAUUUAAAUUCCGGUGCUCAAGGUUAAAUUUGAAGAUGCCCUUUGAAGUGCCCACACAGCUCCUACGGAACAAGGCGAUUCCUCCGGCACAGUGGGGCAAAGCGCAAAGGCGGAGAGCAGAAGGGAGCUCGCCACUUCUCUUUGGCAAGCUGGUAAUUAAACUGGCUGUUGAAAAGAUUGCCGCUUGCUUUCAUUCACCCAAGGUCUAACGCACAGCACAAGGAACUUGUUUUGCAAUGUUGCUAAAUGUUGGACCCGAUUAAAAUUCCUUGCUACGUGAAGGACGAACGUUUUUUUUUUUUUUUUUUUAGGAUCGUCACUACAGAAGGUUGAGGGCUUCAUCAGCUCGCGCCCGAUUUGCCGUUGGCCGCGAUGCUGGUUCUCGGUCAAUGUGCUCAUCUCCAUAGCUAUCAAAACUCACCUUCGGGAAUCGCGAGUACGUCAGGCAGGGUGUCGCGCAAUUUGCGGCGCGUCCGAGCGUUUAGCCCGUUCCGGUCGGUUCGGGAACGGCUAUGAGUUAUCGGUCCAUUUUCGCUCACGCUGAGACCCGAGCGGAGCUGUUUGGUGUGGCUUCCGAAUGGCAACCGCAUGAUGUAGAAGGCUCCUCUAUCGUCCACGAAGAUGAGGGAAUAGACAUGGAUUCGCUGAACUUGUCUCUCUGUGAAAAGCAAAUGAACGGUCAGUCGGACACCCAUCGUCGGUUUGCCAGCUGGGUCACCUUUGAUGACGAGGAGCCCGGCUAUCGCCAUUCUGGCAGCCCACCUGGGUUUAACCCGCCUGUCCUCGGCCACAGCUCCACCCCAGACGCCGGCAUCAACCUCAUUAGCCUCUCGCCUCCUGGCCAGGCCCGCGCUGUGGAACGACCCCUUUUGGAUCUGACGCCGGAGGGAACCAACCCCGCUUUCACUGCGGACGGCGCGCUGGAGGACAGCAGCUCACCUCAAAGCAGGAAAAACCCCUUUCUAGACGAAGGGCUUUCUCAUAUUCUGCCUUCUCCCAUCAACCCCUUCAGUGCUUUCUUCCACACGCAGGAAACGUCAGGCAAUGGUUGCUCAGAGAAAACGGGUUUCUCGUACAGCGCUCCUGUCACCAGUGCUGAUUUGGCAGAGAGCCAGAGGAAAUCUGUGCCCCUCUUUGCUCAGGUCUUCAACUACAUGGAUGACAAAGACCUGUCCUGUAAUUCCCCUCCUGAGAAGGGCCUGGAGCACCUUAAGAGCCUGUGGACAACUGACUCGGACAAGCGGGCUAGUGCCACGCUACCGGAUGACUCGGUGGACCCCGAGGAGCCCGAAGGCCCGGUCUACCAGCCUGCCCACAUGAGUCCUCAAGACGGCUGGCCCAUGAUGCUGCGCAUCCCAGAGAAGAAGAACAUUAUGUCCUCCCGCCACUGGGGGCCCAUCUUCGUGAAGCUGACUGAUUCCGGGCGCCUGCAGCUGUUCUAUGAGAAGGGUCUGGAGAAACCCUUUAAGGAGUUCCAUCUCGACGGCCGCCACGAGCUCUCUGACCACAAACUGCAGAGCUACGACGAGAGUGGCCGGGUGCACACGGUUAGUAUCGACAGCGUGGCGUACAAGGAGAAACGCAAGAUCCAGCCCAAGGUGACGGUGGUGCACGCUCCCAUCAGGGAACAGUUGGUCAAACUAGGCACCGUUCACUAUGGGGACUUCUUGAGCUUUAUGCACGCCCUGAGAGACACGCUCAUGCGUCUGCCUGUGGAGCCAGAGUCCCCCAGCUCUUCCCCAGCAUACACGGAGGAGGAGGUGGUGGUGGACGUACGAGACGAGUUCCACGGCAUUGUGUCCAAGGGAGACAACAGGAUCUUGCAACAUCUGGUACUGACGCGCGUUUAUGCGCUGGCGUUUCUGACCGGCUCGCCAACCUGCAGGAUUGGCUUCAACGACAUCCAGGUGAAGGGCAACGAGGUGGUUUCUCUACACGACAUCAUCCCCAACACGACGACUCGUUGGAUCAAGCUGAGGGACCGCCGCCUACACGGGUGCGUGGAUGAGAACGAGUUCGCGGACACCAGGGCGGUCGCCUUCACGCCCCCAGUCGGCCGCAGGUUCGAGUUGCUCCGCUUCCGCUCGGUUUUCGUAGAGAAGAGUCUACCCUUCACCCUGAGGACGGUGGCCAGCGUCAGGGGGGCCGAGGUGGAGUUGCAGUCCUGGCUGGCGAUGUCGUCUGGCUUCUCCUCCAACAGAGACCCUCUCGCCUUGAUCCCUUGCGAAAAUGUGAUGAUCCGAUACCCCAUCCCCCUGAUAUGGGCCAAGAACUUCCGCCGGGAAAGCGCCACAGGAGAGAAGUCUCUGAAGGCCAGAUUCAAUAAGGGAGCGAGCUUUGGUUCCAGCAGCACCUCUGGGCUGGAGCCAGCCAUGAGGGUUACCUUGGGAACGGCCAAAUACGAGCACGCUUUCAGGGCUGUGGUAUGGAGGAUAAGCGCCCUCCCUGACAAGAACUCAGCUCUUGGCCACCCCCAUACCUUCUUCUGCCGCCUGGAGUUGGGCUCCGACUGGGAGGUACCACCCAAGUUCCAGCGCUACCUGGACGUGGAGUUCGACAUGCCAGCCGCGUCUGCGUCCAAGACCACCGUGCGCUCCCUGUCUGUGGGUGACAGGACUGACGUGAAGAAAUGGAUCAACUACAGAUCGCACUACUUCUACCAGGUGGAAAUGGAGCAGAAGAGUGACUGCGCGUUGGACGACCUGGAUGCAGGAAAACCCGGGGAGUGCUCUCUGCAGUGAACGACGGAUGGCACCUGGAAGGGAGAGGAAAAUCCAUUUGCACUUUUGAGAACUGACAACUGGAAUCACCCAUGUGCUCUACUGUAGACUGAAAGACUGAGGAUUAAUACCCCCCCACACACACACACACAUACACACACACACACACACACACACCCUUUUUGGGGGGAGAAAAAAACUGGACCAGAUUGGUCUUACUACUUGUCCACUGAUGAUGUACAGCGAGGUGAGACGACAGACUGCACUGGUUUUCACUUACUGUCCGGCAGGCCCUCGGAGGAAGACUCGCCUUCCUGUGGGAUUGUCUGCGGGAGGAGAGCUUUGCAGAAAAUACCCAUGUUGGUUUACAGGAACUAAGGUGCCUUGAGUUCAUCAAACUCCUUCACUAAUGACAGACUAAUCCCUUCAGAGACGCCAUGAAUGAGUGAACGUUAUCUGGUUCUUUGCUUGUACUAUUUUGAUUUGCAUUUUCCCGUUCCAGAAAACCAGGUUUUUGACGGAAGGCCCUGACUUAAUGUGCCAGUUAUGCUACGCCGUGGAUAUGGCCAUGGUCAUUUUGUACUGUACACUGCAUAGCGUUUGCGAUGUACUAAAUUAUGAUUGCCUGGGAAUUUCCUCUAAACAAAAUGCAUUUAAAAUCAGUGACCACUUACAGGUUUUUUUGGUAUUUUACCAUUUCCACUACAAGCCUUAAUUCUAAUGCAAGGCUGACCAGUUAUGCAAGUUGUUGCAUUACUGUAGUUAUGAAUAAAGGGCCAAAUAAUUUUGCACAGGGAGGGGUAAAGUUUUUGGCUUUUGUGUGGGCGGUGUGGCUCGAGCUUCUGGAAUUGACAUGGUUAACCUGUGCAGGUGUACCUCCAGACGGGCUUGGAACCCCCUUCUGAUGAAUGUAUUCUAAACAGCCCGCUCACUGACCGUGAGUAACUGAACAAUUAUACGACGCUUGUAAAACGAUUUCGGAUUGACUUGCGACAAAGCACAAUAUGUUUGACGUGGAAUUUUUUUUUUUUUUUUUUUUUUUUGCUAAGUGACAAGUUAAAGGUCUUUAGCAAUGAGUACUGUGUAUCUCUACAUUUAAGUGGGCAAAGUUGUUGGACAGUGUUUCUGUUCUUAAAAUAUUUCCUACAUUUCAAAUAGGCAGGGUGUGGUGAACUAACAUUGCUUCAAAACUAAUAUUAAAAAUGUGCUAAAGUCAGUCUAAGUAAAGGGUUCGGUGUAAGCAUUUUGUUGAAUACUAAUAUUUGAAGGUGUUAUAUUCUAAACAUACCAAAUUCUAAAGGAAAGUUUAAAAUAAAAAAAAAAAAGUCUUCUAGACUAGGAAACAAACUUAACAUCUCAAACUUUUCUCUCUUUUCACACUUUGAGUCAGGUGGAAAUAGGAAUGUGGAUAUAGAAAUAUGCUUAAAACACACGUUUGUAGAAAUGAAGUGAUUUUUAUUAGUAGAUCAGAUAAUUAUUGCUUGAAGAAUCCUGAUUUCAUUAGUUAUCAAUGAAAUGUUUUACACGCUGCAUUUCAUAAAUGAGUACAUUACCAUUGGUGGUAUAAAUAAAAAAGGUGGAACAAGGAGAAAGUAUUUUGCAUUAUGACUGCUGGUCUGGUGUGUUGAAAAACAAUUAUAGCAAUGUUUGCAGUGAGCUGAACAGCGCUGGAUUAUGAUGCAACUCUGAUCCACAGCAAGCAGUUAAAUAUGAAAACCCUGAAGGCUUUCUGGCAUUGGGUGUUUUAAAAGGGUACUAACGGGAUAGUGUAAACUAGUGUGACUAUUUGAGUAGUUACAGGUAACUGAGCAUUUCCAUGCACUAUAUGCAGUAUUUGCAGUCCUUUAUACCAUAUUUGUUAUGACAUUUCAAUUUUAUCUGGAUUGGGGUAUUAGAACUGGGCCUAAAUUCCACUGAGUCUUGGAAUUUGUAUUCCUGCCAAAUGAUCCUGGCUUCAGCAAAGGAAUAACUCUACAAUGAUGAGCAAUUUUAUGGUUAAAAUAAAAAUGAACCUGCAAUCUAAAUCUCAUUUAU
Scleropages formosus (Asian bonytongue) is the source of this 5168-nucleotide messenger RNA. RefSeq names its product stonin 2 (gene ston2). Gene Ontology annotation, biological process: endocytosis; regulation of endocytosis. The coding region runs from base 927 to 3155 and encodes 742 amino acids. The transcript has 4 exons. The record is from RefSeq and is a predicted model, not a curated record. Lineage: Eukaryota; Metazoa; Chordata; Actinopteri; Osteoglossiformes; Osteoglossidae.